GUGGUCGUUGUACAUUCGCUUAGCCGGCUCGUUGUGCAACUAGCGUGUCUACUAUAGUCUGUUGUGUAAGUCGUUUUUACUCACGUAUUUUGUCUCUAGCCAAUUCAAUACAUUCUGUGGAAAUGGCCAAGAUUGAACUAAAGCCAGUUGGAACGAACUUGUUGAAGAGUGUUUCUGGAGAGAGUGUGGAGCUCCAGUCUUUAUGGAGUGACAAGCCUGUGGUGCUGUUCUUCCUGCGCAGGUUUGGCUGCCAGGUGUGCCGCUGGACAGCUGCAGAGAUCAGUAAACUGGAACCAGACCUGACAGCCCACGGCAUCGCCCUGGUGGGCAUUGGACCUGAGGAGACAGGCCUGGAGGAGUUUAAGGAGGGGGGAUUCUUCAAAGGAGACCUUUACAUUGACGAGAAAAAGCAAUGCUACAAGGAUCUGGGCUUCAAAAGGUACACGGCUCUGAGUGUGGUUCCUGCAGCACUGGGGAAGAAAGUACGAGAGGUUACGACAAAGGCCAAAGCUCAAGGGAUCCAGGGGAACUUCACUGGGGACCUCCUACAGAGUGGAGGCAUGCUCAUCGUGGCCAAAGGUGGAGAAAAAGUACUGCUACACUUUGUCCAGGAUUCACCCGGAGACUAUGUACCAUUGGAGGACAUUUCCAAGGCUCUUGACAUCUCAGCCAAUGUACAAGCAGGGGAGAGACCACAGUGCAACGAUGAUGUUUGUACCAGAUGAAGCCUGAACACACCCUGGACUGGUGACAACUCAAGUGCACUUUGGGGAGGAGAGCUGAACCCCGACCACCAAUCAAGCGGGGGCAAAUCUGGACUGUGAAGCAGGAUGAUUAUAACCUUUUGAAUCUGCGUCAAUGUUUAUUAUAAUGGAUACCCCAACUCGGUACAACCAAAUCCAUUUUGAUUCUCGAUUAUAGUAGAGUACUAGAUGUUUUCCAGUUUGUAAAUCCUUAUUUAUAAAUGAUUGUGGAUAAUGUUAUUAAAUAGUACCAAGUUGCUUGUUUACUGGUGAGUGGCCAGUCACUCCACUCUGACUUACGCACGCCUCGCUAGACAUUCCCAUAAAUUAUCCUGAUACUUUUUCCUUAAUCAGAUACAUAACAUUUAACAUUGAAGAUUUUAUUGUAUAGUAAUUUCUCAAUGGUCUGUGACAUUCUACGACGUACUGUGUUUGAAAUACUUUUUUGUAUGUAUGUGUCGUGCCCAAUUAAAAUGAAAACUUGCUGUUUCGUG
This is a messenger RNA of Oncorhynchus mykiss (rainbow trout), 1237 nucleotides long. It is a transcript of the gene prxl2b, whose product is annotated as peroxiredoxin like 2B. The record is from RefSeq and is a predicted model, not a curated record. Lineage: Eukaryota; Metazoa; Chordata; Actinopteri; Salmoniformes; Salmonidae. Gene Ontology annotation, molecular function: prostaglandin F synthase activity. Gene Ontology annotation, biological process: prostaglandin biosynthetic process.